AUGCGCUCCGAGGCUAUCAACACGCAGGGAGGCGCGCCCGGGGACCGGCCGCCGGCAGCACCGGACGCAGCCACAACGAAUGUACCUGGUAACGUCGCUGUAGUGGCCGCCUCGUGCGUGCCUUCCAGCUCCACAGGCGCCGAGUCGCCCGCAACGCCCAUGGAAGUGGCGCUCGCGACGCACGCUGGAAGCAGCAGCAGGACCGGCACGGUGGAGCAGGAGCAGAAGCCGGCCAACCGACAGCAGGACGAGCCCAUGACGGCGUCGCAGGUGACGCAGAUGCAGAACGAGCAACGGCGCGAGCGCCACUGGCGGCGAACGGUGCACAGCGAGCUGAGGGACCGACUGGUGGCCGCCAUGAUGGAGCAACUGCAGAGGAUAACGGGGGACCCGGAUGUGCGGCAUUUACGGAUGUGUGCUUCCCGCUACGAGUCGUUCGUGUGGAAGAAGAGCGCCAGCCAAGUGCAGUACAAGCAGAAGUUAGAGCAUCGCAUCGAGUCACUGCGCCGCCAGCCAUCGCACGGCGAGAACGGAGGCGUGGAAGUCACGGUUCGGCUGGUGGAAGGCCACCGACUGAAUCUGAUUCGGUCGCCAAAUCCGACUUUGCAGAGACAACCGGUCACUGCUGCAGCGAUGCCGGUGGGGCCACCUUUGGUGCCGUGUCCUUAUAGCCGACACCAGACGCAGCAAGAGGACAGUCUCAUUAGCGCGGGAUGCUCGCCCAUCGGGGACCUACAUCGACACAGCAGCCGAUCCAGUAGUCGCAAGUCGAGUAGCUUCAGUGGCGGCAAACGAUCCGGCAAGAGGAAGACGCGAUCCUCUUCCUCGUCAUCGUCCUCCUCGAUGUCUUCGUCAUCAGAGACGGACGCUCGGCGUGACGAGAUGUACUUUGCCAAGCUGCGCCUGAUGAAAACUCAGUAUCGCGACGAGGUCGCGUUGGUGUUUCGGGAGCUCUGUCGCGUUAACACGGUGAUUCAGCACUCGGCCAGUCUGCGGCGCCACGAGUCCAACAACCUGGGCGACUUCCUGGCCAACCUGAAGAAGAUAAUUUAUUUGCUGGAGCAGCAGCCAGGCGAGGCGUGCGGCAUGAUCCCGGCUCGCAAGCGCACUGUCGAGUAUCUAGACGUGGUCGAGUCUCACAUUCAGCGCAAAGUGCUGCCGAUCCUCCACCGCCUGCGCCACACGUACUCCACCAUCCUGCGCCCCAUCGUGCUCAACUACAUGAAGAACAGUUUCCGGUACAACCGACGAUUUUAA
Phytophthora sojae is the source of this 1257-nucleotide messenger RNA. RefSeq lists its product as hypothetical. The transcript has 2 exons. The coding region runs from base 1 to 1257 and encodes 418 amino acids. The record is from RefSeq and is a predicted model, not a curated record. Gene Ontology annotation, molecular function: transcription coregulator activity. NCBI's taxonomy places the organism in Eukaryota, Oomycota, Peronosporomycetes, Peronosporales, Peronosporaceae. Gene Ontology annotation, biological process: regulation of DNA-templated transcription.